AUGAAUCUUCCCCUAAACCAUUGCUACGACUUCAUUAUAAACUUGUAUAUCUAUGGUGGUUGUAAUUCCCUGACGAACUUUACUCUAGAUUUCUUUCCAAAACCCUGCGUACUUACUCUAUGCGGGUGUCCUAACCUACAGAAGAUAUCACAGGGGUACCCUCAUAAUCAUUUGAGGAAUUUGACCAUUCAAACUUGCUCUCAAUUUGAAUCAUUUCCCAGUGAAGGGUUAUCUGCACCGCAGUUAGAGAACUUUUAUAUUGCAAAUUUGGAGAUUUUAAAAUCAUUGCCAGAACACAAGCCUGAACUCCUUCCAUCUCUUACUAAUAUGUGGAUAACCGAUUGUCCAGGAGUGGAGUUCUCUGAUGGAUUGAAACUCUCGAAUUGCUCCAAACCUGUUGCCUCACUGAAAGAGGCUUGGGGAGCCAACCCCUCCCUAGAAAGGUUGUUUAUUUCAGAAGAGGAUGUGGAGUCUUUUCCGGGUGAAGGUUUGCUCCCACUCUCUCUUACUACUCUAACAAUAUAUGAUUGUCCAAAUCUUAAAAAGCUGGACUACAAUGGUCUCUCUAAGCUCUCCUCUGUUGAGGAGUUGUUUCUUCGUAAGUGUCCUAUACUCCAAUGCUUGCCAGAGGAGGGUCUGCCCGAAUCCAUUUCAACUCUCCAAAUUAUAAACUGCCCGUUGCUCAAGCAGAGCUGCAAGAAACAAGGUGAAGACUGGGAAAAGAUUGCUGACAUUAAAAACAUAUGGAUUGAUCAUGAACGAAAAACUUGGAUAAUUGUUAAGGCGGUGAAGUGGGGAAGCUUCUGGCAUUGUUUCUUUGAUGACUGUAGUCUGUUGGCGGGAUUUAUGGUGUUGUGGAUAUCUAGAGAAAUUCAAAGCAACAAUGCGUCUGCUGUUAAUGAAGCUCUGAAUGAAAUUCAUGUUGAGGAAGAGUACUAUGACAGACUCGAUAAUCAAUUCACCUGCAUUACUACUUAG
Messenger RNA from Sphenostylis stenocarpa, 978 nucleotides. Lineage: Eukaryota; Viridiplantae; Streptophyta; Magnoliopsida; Fabales; Fabaceae. The record is from the annotation of a GenBank genome assembly.